This is a messenger RNA of Rhizopus microsporus ATCC 52813, 1218 nucleotides long. Its product is annotated as mitochondrial carrier. The transcript is spliced from 5 exons. The record is from RefSeq and is a predicted model, not a curated record. Bases 42 to 1148 code for a protein of 368 amino acids. NCBI's taxonomy places the organism in Eukaryota, Fungi, Mucoromycota, Mucoromycetes, Mucorales, Rhizopodaceae. Gene Ontology annotation, molecular function: transmembrane transporter activity. Gene Ontology annotation, biological process: transmembrane transport.
CGUGAAGGUCCACUUUUUUCCCUUCUUUUUGUUUUUACGACAUGCCAAAACCAGAGGAAUUAGAAAGAAAGAUUCACCCUUUACCCUUUCAGUUCUUAUAUCAGGAAAUUCUGUGGGCCAAUAGAACAGUCAUUGCCGCUUCUGCAGCAGCUGUUGUUGGCGUGAUAUCAGGUUAUCCUUUUGAUUCUAUAAAAACAAGGCUUCAAACUCAACACUAUGAUUCUAUCAAGGCAUGUAUCAAACAGACCUAUAAGGAAGAGGGCAUACAAGGGUUUUUUAGAGGCAUCAUACCACCCUUGAUUACAGUCAGUAUCAUCAAGUCUAUAUCAUUUUCAGUUUACGAACAAUCCAAAGCAUUUUGUAAACAGUACAGUCCAGCAGUAUUUGAUCAAAAUACACUACUGUCAACCAUGAAUGUAUCAACAACGGCAGGUUCAGUCAGUGGUGCGUUUAUUGCUUCCUUAAGCUGCCCUUUUGAACUUGUCAAGAUACAGAAACAGUUAGAAUACUUGCUGCAGGCCAGUAGUAUUUCUACAGGUGAUCUAGCCAUGGUGCGUCCUGUGAAUAAUGACCUUAAACCCACUAUCAAUCGGACUGUAGGCGCGGGACUUCCUGUCACACCGACGUCUAGUCCUCCACAACCAAGAAAUACCUCACCUUGCAUAACACAUAAGCGCACCAUGUACACCUCGACAUCAAGCUGGCAUUCUGCAAAAGAAAUCUUAAAAAAGAGAGGGCUUCUAGGUUUAUACAGCGGCUUUAGUCUUCACCUGGCAAGAGAUGCUAUCGGAACAGGUGUCUAUUUUGGGGGCUAUGAGACAACAAAGUAUCUUCUAAGUCACCUACAAAACACAACAGCAGGACCAGGUACGCAGUUUCUUGCUGGGGGUAUUUGCGGCAUAAUGUGCUGGAUUGUGGUAUUCCCACUAGAUCUUGUGAAGAGUUUAAUCCAAAAAGAGAUAUUGCACCCAUUCCCAAAGUACAAAAGCACAAAGCAGUGUGUUCAAGAGAUUUAUCAACGAAAUGGAAUUGCUGGAUUCUACAGAGGCAUCUCGGUUACCUUAAUACGCGCUUUUCCUAUUCAUUCUUUAAACUUUUUGGUUUAUGAACAAACACUGGUGCUUGUACGUCAUUUAUCAAAUCAUUAGAGUCCUUUUUUUAUCAUGAAUGAUCAUAAAUAGAGAUACCCUUAUACGGCUGGUAAAUUUUGUGCGUUAU